AGCAAUUCCCCCCCGCUGCGGGUGCCACGACUGAUUGCAGGAGGUUUCGCGAUGGUGUGAACACAGAUUUAUUUGACAAAUAUCCCCGGAUAAUGCAUAUCUUUAAAGUAGAACAGUUUUGAACUGAAGAUCUACAGUAGGCACAUUAAAGAAAUAUCGUAAUGCGUGACACAAGUUUACUAAUUCACGUAAAAGACAUUUGUCAUUGGAUCUUUUAAAUUAAAACCGGAUCGGGCCUUGAGUCGCUCUUUAGUCUGGCAACAAGACGAUCUCUGUUCGGUUGAUAUGGCCGUCGUUGAGGAAUUUGAUUAUUUAUGUCGUCUAUGUGCGACUAAAACGGGCAUUCUAAUGGGAUUACCGAUUUUCGAAGCCGGCGAUCAAAUGCGCAACAUUGACAAGAAAAUAGCCGCGUGUUUGCCAGUACAGGUAAAAUCAUGCGUAAAGAUAGAGGUAUCUAUGACUGAUCAAUUACCAAAAGUAGUGUGCGAGGAAUGUGCUUAUAAAUUGGACCAAUUAUUUGAUUUUCGUGAAAAAUGUUUACACACUGAAGGGAUGUUUAUGGAAAUGCUAAAAGAAAUUGCCAAGGGAGAAGUUGUUCGUAUAUCGAAGCAGGAUUUAGAAGAAGUAGAAGAAAUGAAUAGAAUUCAAAGGAAUAUCGAUAGAAUACAGAAUAAUAUUGAAAAUGUACAAAAUCAUGUAAAUUCUCAAGAAACAGAAGAAACUGCUAUACAUACCAUGCAAGUCAUGGAUGAAAUAGACUUAGCAGGUGGUGAACAGGUUGUCACGCAAGAAGAAAUUGGACAACAGGAUACCGAUAUUGAAGUCACAGGUAUCGACUGUUUAGAUGGAGAUACUGUCAGAAUGGUGGAUGAACAUAUACGAGAAGUUUCUAAUCACCAGAUAGCAAUGCAUCUGGAGGGAGAUAUGACUGUAGUUGGAAACUUAACAGUUAGUGGUCACUUGAGUCAGUUAGGAAUAAAUUAUGUAACUUCAAUAAAUCCUGAGGAUCAAAGUCGUGAACAAAUAGUACAUUAUUGUGAUAAUGUAAAAUACGAAUCUGUACCAAUUAAACAAGAGUAUCAUAGGUUGCACGAUAGAUUGACUACAGAAAAUCCUACGAAUAUACUUGAAAAUAAUGUACCACAUGAAAGUUUUUCUUCUGCUCAACAAGAGACUACAAAUGAUCUGGAAGAAUCGCGUAUAGUUGAAAGUGAAACUCCCGUACAUACAGCUUCUCAAACAAAUACUUUGGCAUCAACAAGUCAAGUAACAGCGGGAAAUCCCGAAAUUUUAGUUGAAUAUACAAAAGAAGCGAAAAAUGCAUUAUUAGAAACGACAUUAAAUAAUCCUACCGUUGACGAAACAGGUUCACACUGGUACGUGUGCCCAUUUUGUAACGAAGCAACGUUAGGAUCGAGUAAUAUGAUAGCACAUUUUGAACAGUACUUUUGUUACUGUCCCUGUGAAUUGUAUUUUACAAGUGUGGAUGCGCUAAAUGUACAUAAAGAGGGAUGUGAUGUACAUAAAAAUAAGGUAGUCAGUAAUGGAAAAGAGGUCACAGAACCAGAAUUAACGCCUUCACAAAACGAUACGAGUAUAGAGGAGAAAAAGCAAGCAACAAUGAGACAAAAGUGGACUCCAAAAGUUUGUACCCACUGUGGCAAACAAUAUAGGACGAAUUAUAAAUUGCAAGAGCACAUGAGAAAACAUACUGGUGAAAAACCUUUUCAGUGCGUCACUUGUGAAAAAGCAUUUCGUAGUAAAAUAGGGCUUGCACAACAUACGGCCACGCAUACAGGACAAUUUGAUUACAAUUGUUCCACGUGUGGCAAAGGUUUCCAGUCUAAAAGCUAUCUUGUCCUUCACCAAAGAGUACAUUCAGAUUUAAAACCCUUCCCGUGUAAUACAUGCGGACAACAUUUUAAAACGAAACAAUCCUUGUUAGAUCAUCAGAACAGGCAUCUCGGUGUUAAACCUUAUGUCUGUGAGAUAUGUGGUAGAGGUUUUAUAACUAAAGGACUCUGUAAAAGUCAUCAAAAAAUACAUUCAGGCAUGGAUAACCGGCAGUAUCCAUGCGUGGUAUGUAAUAAAAUGUUUGUUAGUAAAAGUUACCUUAACACGCAUCUACGUAUUCAUACUGGUGAGAAACCUUAUUUAUGUGAAGUUUGUGGUAAAGGAUUUUUAACUCGAGUUGAUCUCAAAAUUCAUUCAACCAUGCACACUGGAGAGAAGAGUUUUAAAUGCGACAUGUGUGGAAAAGUGUUUGCCAGAAGAGCUGCGUUGAGGUGUCAUAGAAGGUUGCAUACAGGAGAACGACCUUAUAGAUGUGACGUGUGUGGUAAAACCUUUACACAAUUCACUCCUAUGGCUAUCCAUAAAAGAUUACACACCGGGGAACGACCUUACGAAUGCGAUGCCUGUUCUAAGACCUUCGUGUCGAGAUCAACAAUGAUGUGUCACAAAAAGAAACAUCAUAAUACACCAACCGUGCAAAAGGACGAUACGGUUCCUCGUCAAAAUGAAAUAAAAAAUAUCCUACCAGCUGAAAUUGUACUUCGAGAUUCCCAAGAGGGAAUUCAGAUUACCGCCGAUUGAAAUUUACGAAAACAAAGAACGCACGACAGGAACUAAGAUAUCGAGUCUGCAUUUUAUAAAGCGGCAUUAGUCACCACGAUGUAUUCCUUUAUUGUAGCGUAUAUGUUGAAAUUAUAUACAAAGAAUAUAUUUUGGAAAAUUCUUUGCAAAAAUUAAUGUUUUUUAAAGUCACUUAUACAUAGAGUCUAAAACAAAUUGUACAAUCAUUUACAUUAUCAUUUCUUUUUUUUUACAUCGGUAUAGGUAAAUAUUUUACCGAAUUAUAUGAAGUAUUUUUAAACAAUUUAUUUUAUUUUAUUUAUAGUCUUACGUAUUUUGGAGAUAAAUGAUUUCUAUUGAUCAAGAUAUAAGAUAAUUGUCAACUUUAUGUUAACAGAAUGGUGAAUAAUAUUAUUCAUAACCUAUUUCAGUCCAUAUAUUAUAGGAACUGGUUUCUGGCUUGUAAUAAUAUAUUUAUCUAAUGACGCGUAUUAAAAUGGAUUCUGAAAAUCCUUAACAUAUUGUAAAAACUUAAAAAAGAUGCUAUACGCAAGUUAUUCAAAUUUACGAUCACACCAUAUAUUUAUACAUAUGUAAUUUUAAUGAAGUGCUCGUAUUAAUCAACAAUGAUAUAUUUAAAAAAAAUCGAAACGAAUAAUUUAUAACUUAUUUUUUAACGUGUUUGUAAAAAAUCAAUGCAUAUUGUUAAUAAAAUAACAUGGACGUUAUUUAUUUAAAAACAUGUUGAAAUAUGUUGUGAAAUAUUCUUUUUAUUAUGUGGACAUACGAGAAUUCAUAUUUUGCAUUCUGUGUGCACUAAAAAUUGUUAUGAAAACCUCUGAUAAAAAAGAAGAUGCAACAUUUAUUAUCUAUAAUACAAAAUAUGAUUAUUAUAAUCAAAAAAGUGAAAAUAUUUUCAUAUCAAUCCUAGCAAAUCAUUGAAAAAUUAUUUGAUAAGUAAAAGGCUGAUAGCUACUUCUAUUGCAAGGGAGUGCUACGAAAUGGUGAUUGUAUUUCAUUAAUGACAUAAUUUUUUUAAAUAAACAGAAGAAUAGAAUUACAUAUGAUCACUGCUAUCACAGUGUAUAUUUCUGUGGCAUCUCAUUGGCAAUGCUCUUUCAAACAGCUUUCAGCACUAUACACAGUAGAAAUUGUGAUAUAUUAUAUUAAUAAAGUGAUUACAUCAUUUAUAAAAU
Messenger RNA from Osmia lignaria (orchard mason bee), 3770 nucleotides. RefSeq lists its product as uncharacterized. NCBI's taxonomy places the organism in Eukaryota, Metazoa, Arthropoda, Insecta, Hymenoptera, Megachilidae. Gene Ontology annotation, cellular component: nucleus. Gene Ontology annotation, molecular function: DNA-binding transcription factor activity, RNA polymerase II-specific; zinc ion binding; RNA polymerase II transcription regulatory region sequence-specific DNA binding. Gene Ontology annotation, biological process: regulation of transcription by RNA polymerase II. The record is from RefSeq and is a predicted model, not a curated record.